Thalassophryne amazonica is the source of this 4437-nucleotide messenger RNA. RefSeq names its product neuronal PAS domain protein 4a (gene npas4a). Gene Ontology annotation, biological process: regulation of transcription by RNA polymerase II. Bases 21 to 2840 code for a protein of 939 amino acids. The record is from RefSeq and is a predicted model, not a curated record. The transcript has 8 exons. Gene Ontology annotation, molecular function: DNA-binding transcription factor activity, RNA polymerase II-specific; protein dimerization activity; RNA polymerase II transcription regulatory region sequence-specific DNA binding. Lineage: Eukaryota; Metazoa; Chordata; Actinopteri; Batrachoidiformes; Batrachoididae.
AACCGCCAAAAGCCGCCACGAUGUACCGCUCAACCAAAGGAGCGUCCAAGGCUCGACGAGACCAGAUCAACGCCGAGAUACGGAACCUGAAGGACUUGUUGCCCAUAUCUGAUGCAGAUAAAUCCCGGCUGUCAUACCUGCACAUCAUGUCGCUCGCCUGCAUGUACACCAGGAAAUCAGUCUUCUUUACCCAAGAAACUGGAGCUGCUGCUGGUUCCGAGGAGAGUACGAGCUUUCUGUCUUUCCAUGAGCUGUCGGAGUUGAUGCAGGUGCUGCCGGGCUUUCUGAUGCUGCUGACUGGGGAGGGAAAGCUCCUCUACCUGUCAGACAGUGUCUCUGAGCACCUUGGCCACUCCAUGGUGGAUCUUGUGGCGCAGGGGGACAGCGUGUAUGACAUCAUUGACGCCUCAGACCACUUUAUUAUGAGGACCAACCUCUCGACUUCCACAUCAUUAGAGACAGACCGUCUCUUCCGCUGCCGUUUCAACACCUCCAAGUCUGUCCGCAGGCAGAGUGCUGGGAACAAACUGGUUCUGAUCCGAGCUCGCUGCCUUUCUCCCCCCGCUUCCUCUCCUGCUACCGGCUCCUACUGGACCUCCAACCCAGUCUGGGUGUGCUUCUGCUCCCCUCUGGAGCCCCACCCAACCCGAUCCGGACCCUCGGCAGAGAGGGAGACGACCUCUACCUCUCACCUCCCUGAUACAAACUUGUUCCUGGCCUGCUUCCAUUCCCAGCACAGCAGGGACCUGAGGCUGCACACUGCCCAUGACAGUGUGACUGCCUUUCUCGGCUUUGAUGUGACAGCUUUACGCUCUCGCUCCUGGUACAGCCUCCUCCACCCACACGAUCUGUCACACGCCUGCGCCCAGCACCGCAGCCUCUUGAGAGAGGGAGGUGAAGGCAGAGCUGAGAUGGUGGUGAGAGUGCAAGCUCAAGACCAGUCAUGGGUUUGGCUCUACAUGGUGCUGCAGCUGCAAGUUGGAGAAAUCCCCAUCAGCAGCAUCAACUACAUCAUAAGUGAGUCUGAGGCCUGGUCUGUGCGUCAACAGCUCACCUCAGAACAGACCCAACUGUCUCUGGUUCUGAGUGCUGGUACCUCUCAGCCAGAGGGUCUGAGUCUUCAGUCUCCAGAAACACUGUCCAGCCCAGAUCAGGUCUUCACUCCUGGCAGCAGCGGCCUGUCCGGCCAGUCAUUUGACUUUAGUACCACAGGCUGCAGCGUUGCUUCCUCUGAUGAACCGGGGAGCUCCGCUGCCAAGGCCAUGCAGCUGGAAACCGACCCUCGUUCCAGUAUCUCCUCCCUGGAGGAAGAAAGCUUCUUUCAGCAGCAUCCCACCGGCCCUGAAGAAAGCCCCUCAGCUGCUUCCUCCCCAACUCCUGUCACUGUUGAAACAGUAGCAGACUUGGACUUUCUAACACAGAACAUUCUUCUGCCGCCCUCCUUCCAGCUGGAUCCUCCCCUGCCUGCUCUCCCCCUGCCGCUCCCUCCAGUUCCCACCACUCAAGCUCAGCAAACCAAAGAGUUUGUGUGCACACCUCCCUACACACCCCAAGUUGGUGCUAGCUUCCCGUUUGGUGAACCCCUCUUUAGCUUUGACCCCACUGGCACCACCACACCUCCCCCCUCGGCAACAACAGCCACAGCUACCACUUCCAUGGCCCCCUCAGUAUCCUCAUCAGCACCACCGACUACCGCCUCCAGCCCUGCUCCCCCAACAACCCUCUGUACCAAACUCCCACUGCUCCUGCCUACUCCAUCCACUGAACUGCUAUUCUCUGUGGAGCCCUGCAGUGGCACUCUUUAUGAAAAACUGCCACCCACACCAGACAGCCCAGGAGAUGGUGACUGCACAGUGAUGACCCUACCCGAGGUCCGGGGCCCAUUAUACGUAGAUGUACCACUAGGGCCCCUCCAGUGUCCUCCGGAUGGCCUCCUCACACCAGAGUCAUCCCCUGGCAAACAGCCAUGUCUCUCCUUCUUCUCCUUAGACAGAGAGAGGGAGAAAGAGAGGGCAGAAAUCUCCCUUUUAGCGCAACAUAUCAGUUCAUUUGCAGAGGGAUUCUAUCUGGAUCCACUCCUGUCUAAACUCUCUCCUCCCUCCAUGUCACCCUCCUCCUCUCCUCCUUCCCCCUUCCUUUCUCCCUCCUUAGAAACUGCUAAUACUGAUUCAGUGCAGAUGCUUAGGGAGUUUUAUCCCAUCAAGGCUUGGAGAGGACUGGACAUUCCCGUAUUCCUCGAUGACGAUGACUCUCUGUUUGAAGAGAGCAUCCUCGAAACCCUCCUUCAAGAUGACCUUGCUCCUCCCCCCCAGUCCCCUCACCUCUCUUCCCCCUCUCCCACAUCCACUCCUAUGGUCAACCCUUCCAGUCCAGCCUCUCCACUAACCACAGUGUGCUGGCACCAACCCUCCCAGUUUGAGGGAGUGGGCCGAUUCUGUAGCGUCCAAUCGGCGCAAUGUAACUCCAUGGCUGGGUGUAGGGCGGCUGCGGCUACCGAGGCCGGGGCAAAGGUGGAAGGGGAGGGGCUAGCAGAGGAGCCAAUGGAGAUUGAGGUGGUGUCACCUCCUGUAUCCUCUUGCUCCUCCAUCCCAGCUUCCCCUCCCCUUAACAUCACUGCCUCCCCCAGCCCCAUCACCUCCACGCCCAGCGCCUCGCCCACGCCCGCCGUGUCUUGCACUCAGUCCCUCCUGGAGGAACUGGCUGUCCUGGAACCCAUGUUUGGGGCAGGUGCCUCUAUCACCCCUGGCUUAGGGCAACAACCUGAGUUGUAUCAACUCCAGUGUCAUCCAUCGCAACAGUGCUUCCACAAAGAUGGGAGUGGAAGUGUUCCUCCGUUCUAAAAUAAGUCUGUGACUUACUUCAUUAAGUAUGGCAUAUUGUCAUAUUUUGUGGAGACCCUUUUACUGAAAAGUAAAAAAUAAUUAAGUGUAUAAAUAUACAUAAUGUAUAUAUAAUUUAAGGACUUUUAACUCCUACAUGUCUCAAAGAACAAAGAUUGGCUUACUAUUUUUGUUCAAUCAUUAAUCUGUGUGCUACUACAAAACUGGUGCAAGACUUGCAUGAUGGUGCAAACACAUGGGUCCAUAACUGACCCGAGUUCUGGGUCCAUGUGGGUGUCUCGCAGCUUCUCUGUAACAUGAGCUUCAGAUACGAUCAGAGAGAGAAACAUCUCUGAACAUGUAAGCGCUGUUUAUCUUCCAGACGCGCAUUUGUAUUCACUCAUAGUGAAAAGCCUGUUGUGAACAAAUAAAUGAACAACAUUCUUGCUAUGUCAAUAGGGAGACAGCUUACAGCACUGACGUGCAGCAAAGCAAACCCAAACCUCAACAGUCCGGGAGAUCCAAAUUUCCAAAUUCUUUACAUCUUCAAUAUGUCCACUCAGAGUGACACUUCCUGCUAAGAACUUGUCAGAGGCAAUUCAGCCCUAAUUUAACUGCUGUACUUCAUCGCAGCCUAAAUGCGACUUAAAUCCUGGGACACUGAGCUUUGAGUUUGCUGCUUGAAACCUUUAACAUUUCAUAUUUAUCUCCAUCUAAAAACUUGUGUAUUAAUGUGAUGUGCAAACAUAAAACGUGACGAGAUCCCAGCAUGUUAAGAUCUCUAGAAUGUCGAUGCUGUUCAUUACUUUUGAGGUGUUAACGUCAAAUGGAAACUGGAAGAUUUCCGGAGCUCUGAUCAUGCUACAAAUCCACCACUACAUGCCGUACUGUAUAUCAGACUCUGAAUGUGAGGUCUUCAGGUCACUCCUGGCCUGCGGGUAGUCAGCUGGAUAUUCUUGCAGCAUCAGUAUUUGCAAUGCUGGCAGCUUAUAGCGGCUCCUUUUGUGCCUGAAAUGGCCCUGACCUGCUGAACUCUUUAUCCAUGUCCGUUCCUAAUGGGACAGUUGCAUCGUUGCUCGGUGCAGUGAGGCACAACAGAUUAUAUGAAUGAGCGAUUCUUCUUUUUUGAGAGGGGUUAGAAUAUAAAAGUUUUGUUUUAAAAAAAUGAUAAUAUGGAUGGGGUGCUAUUUCUAUUCAGUUACCAAGCGACACGGGUUGAGAAUGGUACUAUUCCCAUGGUGUCGACAUGCUCACGUAGAGUUGUCUACGGUCAAGUAAAGGAUUGAUUCCUACGUUCUAGCUAUUAAAGGCUAAGUUAAUAUACAUGUGUAAAAUUAUUCUGUGUGAAAUUUGAAAAAAAAAGUUAAUGCAUAUGCAUUAUGUCUGUGGAUAUAGGCAUAUGUUCUUUUCAGAAAGGUUGUACACAUUUGUACAUUUGUAUGAAACCAUUAUUGGUCUGUAUAUAUAAGAAAGCUUUUUAUUGCAUAAGAUAGAAUAUAUUUAAUCAAUUCAUAUCUGCAGAAUGGACAUUGUGGAUCAGUGUUCUAUUGUGUUGCUUAUAAGUGUAUUUGGUUGUAAUACAAAUGCAUUUAUAAUAAAGUGCACUUAAUAUUGCUGA